Messenger RNA from Capsella rubella, 1236 nucleotides. RefSeq names its product leucine-rich repeat protein FLOR 1. The transcript is spliced from 2 exons. Gene Ontology annotation, molecular function: protein binding. The coding region runs from base 105 to 1088 and encodes 327 amino acids. Lineage: Eukaryota; Viridiplantae; Streptophyta; Magnoliopsida; Brassicales; Brassicaceae. The record is from RefSeq and is a predicted model, not a curated record.
ACUGACUGCAAAUUUAGUAACAUUACACAGCUGUGUUCCAUUGAAAUCUCUGUUAUAUAUCAGAACUUGCUUCAAUGCUCUAAAACAACACCAAAAUCAUCACAAUGAAGCUCCUCUUUGUUCAUCAUCUCUCUAUCUUCUUAUUAACCCUCUUUAUCUCUCUCCCAUCUUCAUCCAGCUGCACCCCAAAUGACAAAAAUGCCCUCCUUCAAAUCAAGAAAUCCCUGAACAACCCUCCCCUGCUCUCCUCUUGGAACCCUCGAACCGACUGUUGUACCAGCUGGACCGGCGUGGAAUGCUCCGACCACCUCGUCACAUCUCUCACCAUAUCCUCCGGCGAAAUCUCCGGUCAGAUCCCCGUCCAGAUCGGUGACCUCCUUGACCUCCGCACGCUCGAUUUCAGCUACCUGACCCACCUCACUGGAAACAUCCCACGCAGUAUCACCAAGCUCAAGAAUCUUGACCUCCUCCGGUUAAAGCAAACCAAUCUCUCCGGUUCGAUUCCUGAUUACAUCAGCGAGCUCAAGACCCUCACGUUCUUGGACCUUUCCUUUAACCAGUUUACCGGUCCAAUCCCCGGUUCGCUUUCUCAGAUGCCGAAGCUUCAAGCCAUUCAGAUCAACGAUAACAAGCUAACCGGUUCUAUACCAAACUCUUUCGGUUCAUUUGUUGGCAACGUCCCUAAUCUCUACUUGUUUAACAAUAAGCUCUCAGGAAGGGUACCAGAAUCGUUGUCCAAAUACGACUUCAAUGCAGUGGAUCUGUCGGGAAAUGGUUUCAUGGGAGAUGGUUCGAUGUUCUUCGGACGGAACAAAACAACAAUACGAGUGGAUCUGUCGAGGAACCUGUUUCAGUUCGAUCUCUCCAAGGUCAAGUUCGCUAGAAGCAUAGUUUCGUUGGACCUGAGCCAAAACCGAAUCUUCGGCAAGUUUCCACGGGAGUUGAGUAAGCUGCGCCUAGAGCAUUUCAACGUGAGCUACAACCAUCUCUGCGGGAAAAUCCCAAGUGGCGGUCUCCUUCAGACCUUUGAACCAUCUGCUUUCUCUCACAACCUCUGUCUUUGUGGCACACCUCUUAAGGCUUGUUAGAUUUAGUUUGAUGUUGGCGCAGGCAAAAAAUAAUUAUGUUUGAUCUGUGAUGAUUGAAUAUACUGUAUGUUCAUUAUCACCGCCAACCAAGUCUAUUGUUUAAAAUUUAAUUAAUGGUAAGACAAAAGUAAGAAUGUUGUUGAGAUUA